AUGUCCACAGAGAGCAAGAGAGGUGAAAAGGUAGAACCUCAAGCAAACCACCAUCACCUUGAAUUCGUCCCCAGGGAUGAGGAAGAAGGUGCUUUCGAUGAGGCAGCUACUGAGAACGUUGAAAACUUCCCGGAUGGUGGUAUCCAAGCCUGGCGCACUGUCCUAGGAGGAUUCUUGUCUUUCAUUGCUAGUAUCGGCUUUCUGAGUGGAGCCUCUGUUUUCCAGAGCUACUUCAAGACUACUGUCUUGCCUAAUUCUAGCUCAUCUGAUAUUGCCUGGAUCGGCAGCGUCCAGAUCUGGGGCUGUUUCUUCUUCGGAAUGUGGUCUGGGAGGCUGUCUGAUAGAUAUGGACCCGCUCUGCCUCUCGCAGGAGGAACAUUCUUCUUGGUUUUCGGCAAUAUCAUGUCCUCUAUCUCAACCAAGUACUAUCAAUUCUUACUCUCCCAGGGAUUUUGCGUCUCGCUUGGGAUGGGUCUUAUAUUUACUCCAGCAUUGGCUGCUCAGUCCCAAUGGUUCUUAAAACGCCGUGGGUUUGUCGUUGGCCUCGUUAUGUCUGGCCAGAUGGUUGGAGGUAUAAUUUGGCCGGUUCUAGCGAACAGACUUCUUAAUUUUGAGGGCGUGUCAUUCGGCUGGACUCUGCGCAUUAUCGGCUUCAUGCAGUUAGCUAUAAUGGGUGCUGCUACAGUACUUGUUCAGCAUCGAUUCACUCACCACACACAGGAACAUGAAACCCUACCUAUACGACGAUACUUUACUGAUCGUCGAACGAUACUGCUCACCAUUGCAAUUUUCGUUAUGGAUUUAGGUCUUUACGUCCCAUGGUUUUACAUUAGUCCAUAUGCUAUCCAGCUGGAAGCAUCGCCAAGCCUAGGAUUUUAUGACGCAGCGAUCUUGAAUGGUGGCGGCUUUUUAGGCUGCUACGCCUUAGGCAUAAUUGCCGACUCUGGUCUAGGCUUUUUAAAUUCCCUUGUAGUGGCCACUCUUGCCUGUGCCACUGUUGCCUUUGCGUGGAUUGGUUGCCAAAGUAGUGCAGGUGUGAUAGUAUGGGCAAUAGUGUAUGGAAUUGCCUCUGGUGCGCUUCAAGCAAUCUUUUCGCCCUGUAUCUCCGCGUUGGCGCCGACACCAGAAGCCAUUGGCUCUUGGAACGGAAUUUGCAUCACCAUUGCCUCGUUCGCAGUCCUAGCAACAGGCCCAAUUGCGGGAAAACUGCUUGAAAAUACUGGAGGGGCUGAUUACUUGACGAUGCAAUUGUUCACAGGUAUCUCCUUGGCCCUCUCAGGUGUGUUGUUUAUGGCCACUCGACUGUGGCUUUCCGGGAGUGUGCGUAUUUGA
Molecule: messenger RNA, 1332 nt
Organism: Aspergillus alliaceus
Lineage: Eukaryota; Fungi; Ascomycota; Eurotiomycetes; Eurotiales; Aspergillaceae
Product: major facilitator superfamily domain-containing protein
Exons: 4
Coding region: 1-1332 (443 amino acids)
Biological process (GO): transmembrane transport
Cellular component (GO): fungal-type vacuole membrane
Molecular function (GO): transmembrane transporter activity
Source: RefSeq, a predicted model, not a curated record